Molecule: messenger RNA, 324 nt
Organism: Rotaria sp. Silwood1
Lineage: Eukaryota; Metazoa; Rotifera; Eurotatoria; Philodinida; Philodinidae
Source: the annotation of a GenBank genome assembly
AUGCAACAACAACAACAACCACGACAACAACAACAACAACAACAACAACAACAACAACCACGACAACCACGACAACAACAACCACCACCACAACCACAACAACAACAACAACCACAACAACCACAACCACAACCACAACCACAACCACAACCACAACAACAACCACAACAACAACAACAACAACAACAACAACAACAACCACAACAACCACAACCACAACAACAACAACUACUACUACUACUACUACUACGACAAGCACUACCCCUCCAGCUACAGCUUGGAUUCCAAGUAAUUAUGGUACACCGUGUUCGAGCACAUGCAUAA